Antechinus flavipes (yellow-footed antechinus) is the source of this 849-nucleotide messenger RNA. RefSeq names its product siah E3 ubiquitin protein ligase 1 (gene SIAH1). The transcript has a single exon. The record is from RefSeq and is a predicted model, not a curated record. Gene Ontology annotation, molecular function: ubiquitin protein ligase activity; zinc ion binding; ubiquitin conjugating enzyme binding. Gene Ontology annotation, cellular component: cytoplasm. Bases 1 to 849 code for a protein of 282 amino acids. Lineage: Eukaryota; Metazoa; Chordata; Mammalia; Dasyuromorphia; Dasyuridae. Gene Ontology annotation, biological process: proteasome-mediated ubiquitin-dependent protein catabolic process; multicellular organism development.
AUGAGCCGCCAGACUGCUACAGCCCUCCCUACUGGUACUUCCAAGUGUACACCAUCGCAGAGGGUGCCUGCAUUGACUGGCACAACAGCAUCAAACAAUGACUUGGCUAGUCUAUUUGAGUGUCCCGUCUGCUUUGACUAUGUGUUACCCCCAAUUCUUCAGUGUCAGAGCGGCCAUCUUGUUUGUAGCAACUGUCGUCCAAAGCUCACAUGUUGUCCAACUUGCCGAGGCCCGUUGGGUUCCAUUCGCAACUUGGCUAUGGAAAAAGUGGCCAAUUCAGUACUAUUUCCUUGUAAAUAUGCCUCUUCUGGAUGUGAGAUAACUUUGCCACACACAGAAAAAGCAGACCAUGAAGAGCUGUGUGAGUUUAGACCUUAUUCAUGUCCGUGUCCCGGUGCUUCGUGUAAAUGGCAAGGCUCUUUGGAUGCUGUAAUGCCACAUUUGAUGCAUCAGCAUAAGUCAAUUACUACACUACAGGGAGAAGAUAUAGUUUUUCUUGCUACAGACAUUAAUCUUCCUGGUGCUGUUGACUGGGUUAUGAUGCAGUCUUGUUUUGGCUUUCACUUCAUGUUAGUCUUAGAGAAACAGGAAAAAUAUGAUGGUCACCAGCAGUUCUUCGCAAUUGUACAGCUGAUAGGAACACGUAAACAAGCAGAAAAUUUUGCUUAUCGACUUGAGCUAAAUGGUCAUAGACGGCGAUUGACUUGGGAAGCUACUCCUCGAUCUAUUCAUGAGGGAAUUGCAACAGCUAUUAUGAAUAGUGACUGUCUAGUUUUUGACACCAGCAUUGCACAGCUUUUUGCAGAAAAUGGCAAUUUAGGCAUCAAUGUAACUAUUUCCAUGUGUUGA